Molecule: messenger RNA, 354 nt
Organism: Anthostomella pinea
Lineage: Eukaryota; Fungi; Ascomycota; Sordariomycetes; Xylariales; Xylariaceae
Source: the annotation of a GenBank genome assembly
AUGUCGGACUACAUUGGUGCCCCCUUCGACUUCGAUGCCUUCAUGGCCUCCAACCAGCACCACGACUUCCAGGGCCCGGACCAGGGUGCCUUCUCGGGCUCCAAUCCGGAGGGUCUCUGCGACCCCAGCUACCUCGAUGCCCUCUCGGCCCCCAACCAGCACGACGGCUUCCAGGGCCCGGACCAGGGCGCCUCCUGGGGCGCCAAUCAGGAGGAUCUCUCGGACCCCAACUACCUCGCUUCCGAGAUGAACUGGCUCAGCGACAUGCCUGUCAUUGGACAGGAGUUCAACUUCAACUACAACGCCGGCCUGCCGUUGCCUGACGCUAAUGAUGCAGCACCCCUGGAACCGUGA